AAAAACACAACCCCAUAAGAAAUUAGGGGUUUUCUCCUCCAUUUUCUACCGCCGAAUUAGGGCUUAAGCUCCGCCAUCAGAAACCGCAAAAAUGGUGAAAGGUCGUCAAGGUGAGCGCGUCAGACUCUACGUCCGAGGAUCAAUUCAAGGCUACAAGAGGUCGAAAGUGAACCAGUACCCAAACACAUCUUUGGUUCAGAUCGAAGGAGUGAAUACACAAGAAGAAGUAGCAUGGUAUUUGGGAAAGAGGAUUGCUUACAUUUACAAGGCUGAGACUAAGAAGAAUGGGUCCCACUAUCGUUGCAUUUGGGGCAAGGUUUGUAGGCCUCAUGGUAACAGUGGUGUUGUUCGUGCUAAGUUCACCUCCAACCUACCUCCUAAGUCUAUGGGUGACAAAGUCAGGGUUAUGAUGUAUCCCAGCAACAUCUAAGAAGAAGCUAGAAAUUCAAGAUAGGAAUCGUCGGAGGAGAGCUAUUCACCUGAAUUUCACUACCAAUAUUCAGUCGUCUUAUCUUUUAGAUAGGAAGAUAGUUCUGUAUUUUGGCCAUUAUGUUUGAAUUUGGAUGAUUUAUUUGGUUCUGAACCUGAAGUUUUGGAUUCAAUUUUGUAUGUUAAAAGAGUAUACUGUUUGUUUGGUCUGAAAUUAGAAGAGUAAUUUGCUCAAGGUAACUACUCAAAGACUAUCAGAGAUGUUCUUGGA
Molecule: messenger RNA, 700 nt
Organism: Spinacia oleracea (spinach)
Lineage: Eukaryota; Viridiplantae; Streptophyta; Magnoliopsida; Caryophyllales; Amaranthaceae
Product: 60S ribosomal protein L35a-3
Exons: 4
Coding region: 92-430 (112 amino acids)
Biological process (GO): translation
Cellular component (GO): ribosome
Molecular function (GO): structural constituent of ribosome
Source: RefSeq, a predicted model, not a curated record